CUCAACACUCAGUCCCAGCCAGUGACGAUGGAUGCGUGUUGACGUGCAUGUCAUGUCAUACAGGCACUCACCGGCAGGCAUAUAUUCCCCCGUCGUAUGCAUACCCAUCCAUUUAUCAAUACAUGACAUGCAUCGCAUCAUCUGUCAGACGGCAUCACUGCCCCACGCAUCCAUCCAUUCACCCCACCCACUGCACCAGCUAGACCUUUUUCUUCUUGUGUGCCCCGCCAUGCCCCUCGCCAUGCUUCCGCUUCUGAGACCUGUGCACACCACACACACAAGACACACGCGCACACCUCUGUCCGUCUGUCUGUCGGCCCUUACUUGUGCUGUUUCUCAGUCUUGAUGGCGCCCGGGGCACUCCCCAUCGACGGCACGCCUACACCACACAUCAAUCACACCAUUGACAUCCACGACGGACACCUCACCUGCCUGGCUGCCACUUCACAUAUACAUAUGUAUGUGUGUGUAUGUGUGUCAGAACCCACUGGGCGGUUCAUUGCGUUCCUUCUUGGCCUUGUGCUUCUCCUUCUUGACGUUCGGUGGUGGUCCGCCGGCGGCCAUUGGUAUGCCGGAUGGGUAGACGCCGGGUGCCCCCUGUGCCCCGCCCAUGGCACCCAUGUGCUGCUGCUGCUGCACUGCAGCCUCCAUCUGCUGCAACUGGGCCACAGUCAUCUCUCGCUCCUGAAGGCAAUACAUACAGACGGACAGAGAUAGAGAAUGGACGUUGCUAUGGCCAGGAUUGGUACUGACCUUCUUUCUCUGGUCGAGGUGUCGCGCCAGGUUGAGCAUCGUGGCUGCAUCGGCACGCAACGCACUGACACACACACACACACACACACCACCCACCUCCAUCAAUGAAUCGUCACUGGCAGCACCCACCCACCCACCCGCCCAUAAAGCUUAGCUGACCUGAAUGCCUGCACGGUUUGCUGUGUGGCCAUCCGUGGCAGAGCGACGCUGCUCUUGGUGACUCCGAAGUCCUUGAAGCCGAUGUCGUCGAGUACGGUCUGCACCUUGUUUUCCUGCUUGGGUGGCAGCUGGACGGCCUGCAGGGCCUGGGACGCCGAAUACACACCGGGACGCUUCCACGGCGGCAAAGGACCAACCUGCACAGUCAGUGGGGGUGGGGCGGCAUGUAUCAGAACAAAGGGGGGCGGGGGGUGGUUGAAUUGCGAUGCCUCCGUGGCUGGUGGCAUUUCUGUGUGUGUACGAUACUUGUAUUUGUGUGUCGUCUUCCUCCUCCUCUGGCUGCUGCUUGCGCUUCUUCUUCUGAUCCGCCGCCUGACUCUGAUCCACACAGAUAGACAGACAUGACAGACAACACACAGAGGGAAUGAAGUGAGGAUGUUCUGACGAUAUGAGAUAUGUAUAUGACGUGGGAUUGUGUGUCUGCAGCAGAGCCCACCUGUUUCUGUCUGUUCUCCUCGGUCUUGAUUUGCUGCACACCACACGCCCCAUGCGUGUUAGUGAUGUGGGGAAGCAAAGCAGCCCUCUCCGUCUGGUCUGUCUGACCUUCUCGAGUGCUUUGAUUUGGUCGACGAGGUUCUUCUCAUCCGACUUGACCUUGUCGUCGGCCUUGAACCGCUUACCCAGCAGCAUCCGACGCUCCCAAUCAUGAGACGGGCUACCCAAUCACACACACGGCGAACCAAGCACACGCAUACCAUACGUGUAAGCAGCCGACCAGCCCUUUCUGGCACCCUGAAUGGCUCACUCGUAUCUGCAUUUGAUGAUGGGGUGGUUCCUGAGUUCAGCGUCGAGCUUCUUCUCUGCGGCGGCCCUCUCAGCGGGCGGCAGCCUGUGCAGCUGGUCCCGCCGCCCGUCGUACUCGACCUCGACCAGCUUGCGUGCGAUGGAGUAGUAUCUCUUCUUGAUGUCCUCGAUGGUCUUCUUGCGGACGGGCAGCCUCUCGGGUGUGACCUCGGCCUGCGAGAGGAAGCGGUCGGCGAUGACGAUGAACCGCAGCUCAUAGAGCACACACAGGUGCAUCAGGUAGUCCGUCUCGGCCUUUGUCCAGUUCUUGUCCAGCUUCUGAUCAGAUGAAUGAACACAGCACACAGACACACGCACCAACGGGGAGACAGGGUGGGUGCAUGGGGGGGGGCACUAUGUUGGUGGUUCCUCCAUGGAUGAGGUACCUACCUCGAUGUGGUCUUUCCACUGUUGUUCGGUGUAUGUGUAGACCUUGAGUGGCGCCCUCUUCUUGCUGUAGCUGUCCUCACCGGGGCUGUCCUUCUUGCGCCAGUGGCACAACUCAAGGCCGUCGUCCCGGUUGGCAUUCCGAAAGGGAGCCAACGUCCACGCACUCACCGCAUGCUUCAAGCGACUCUUGUCCUGACCACACACACACACACAGAGGAAGAUGCAUCGCAUCCAUACCGUCACGUGUGUGUGGUAAGUGUCUGCUGGUACACCCACCCACCCAUGCAAUGCAGGAGCAUACUAACAUACUUACUUUGUGUGGUGAGGUGACGGUUUGUGCGAGAGAGGGCAGUCCAUCUCCACAUAGCUGGUAGACCUCCCUCUUCAUGCCCUCCGGCCGCUUGUUCUUGGCCUCCCUCUUGCCGCCGCCCGCAUCGCCGCCAGGCACCAGCUUCUUGAAGUUCUGACGCACACCCAGGAUGUCACGAACCGUACCGCCGCUCAUGAUGUAUGUAUGGAUCAGCCGACAGCGGUUGUGGCUGCAGCCGCUGUAGAUGGACUCUUCUCUCUAUCACCUCAGCUGCUAU
Vitrella brassicaformis is the source of this 2732-nucleotide messenger RNA. NCBI's taxonomy places the organism in Eukaryota, Vitrellaceae. The record is from the annotation of a GenBank genome assembly.